AUGACAUCCAUCGUACAAGAUCUUCGUGCUGACGAUGAUUACGAUAAUUUCUCAAGUUUUGAUAAUUCUUAUGGGAUUAAACAUUGUAUGCAAUUAAUUCGUAGGACGACAUUUCAUUAG
Molecule: messenger RNA, 120 nt
Organism: Funneliformis mosseae
Lineage: Eukaryota; Fungi; Glomeromycota; Glomeromycetes; Glomerales; Glomeraceae
Source: the annotation of a GenBank genome assembly